Molecule: messenger RNA, 2126 nt
Organism: Actinia tenebrosa (Australian red waratah sea anemone)
Lineage: Eukaryota; Metazoa; Cnidaria; Anthozoa; Actiniaria; Actiniidae
Product: glycosyltransferase 1 domain-containing protein 1
Molecular function (GO): glycosyltransferase activity
Source: RefSeq, a predicted model, not a curated record
UUCUCUUGCGGUUUGAGGUCAAUCACCAAGAGAUAUGUCUAAAGUUGAAAACCAGUAUAUUUGAUCACCUGCAAAAAAUGUAAAUAAAAAACCUUCCGCUAAAUGAAUAUCUCUUGAAGUCUUGUCAGAUGACCAGUUCUGGUCUAGAUGGAUUUGCCUUAUGAAGGUCUUGAUUCUUUCAUCGUYGAGAGCUGAGACAGGCAACAGUUCUACUGCUAAGAGAAUAAGACAAGAAGUUCUUGAAUCAGACAUAGAAUGUGAGCUUGCUGAUGUCAACCAGUUUGCAAAUCCUGCAUUAUUAGAUGAAUAUWUAAAGCAGUUGGGUAUCCAGUGCGCUAUUGGUAUACAUGCAUGGAGGUCUGGUUGUCUGCUUUGGGAUUGUUGUGUGCCAUACUGCAUAGUGUUUGGUGGAACAGAUAUAAAUGUACAUUAUCGUGAUGAAUGUCAUAUGAAAGCCAUGACAAAAGCACUUGCAAAUGCAAGGUAUCUCAUAGCAUUUAGCAGAGCAAUGAUGGAGCAGGCAAUCAAGUUAUGGCCAAGUUACAAGGACAAGAUCAGAAUACAAUCCCAAGCUGUGCUUGUAAGUUCUUCAAACACAUGUCCACAAGUGCUAAUGCACAGACAAAUCUUUACAGAUUUAGAGGAGGAAAACAAUGGCAGUCCUCAGGAGAGAUUAAUAUUUCUACUGGUUGCUGGUUUAAGAAGAGUCAAGGAUCCUUUAUACCUAGUGGAAGCUGUUUCAGAGUGGCAUAGUCAAGACAAGAGAAUAUUCCUUGUUAUUAUUGGACCAGAGCUAGAUAAAGAAUUUGCAUCAGAAGUGAAGAUGAAAGUCAAGACUUUACCAGGAGUAGUAUUGAUGCCAUCUCUUCCAAGCAGUGAUCUUCAUGCCCUGAUUCAAAACUCAUUUGCAGUUGUGAACUCUUCCAAGAGUGAAGGAAUGGCUACAACACUAAUCGAGGCCAUGGCCCUYGACACUCCAGUUUUAGCAAGGAAUAUACCAGCCAAUGCAGCUAUCAUCCAUCAUGGCAAAACUGGCUUUCUCUUCCAAAGGCCCCAGGAAUUUGUUUCUUUGGCUAAGGAACUUAUAGAAUCAAAAUCCUUAUUAAAGAAGAUCACUACAAAUGCAAAAGAAUAUGUGAAGACUAACCAUUCAUAUGAGACUGAGAAGGAAACGUAUGUGACCCUCAUAAGACAGAUGAAUGAAAUUGAAAAUAUAUAAACGGUAUGAAUUGUACAUUCCACUUARUAUAUCUACCACUGUUACCAGAAUCCUCCUCAAAUUUUGUUCCUUUUUCCGUUUGCUGUUAUCACUUCUACUUGUUGACCGAGAAAAYAGUUCAUUAGACAAUCAAAAGGAUCCGCAAAAAGGAUUGAGGUAGUUGUGGUAUCAUGACACUAAGUCAAAUUGUUUUUAAGAAAGUCAAAAACUUUGCCACUUAGCAGAUUUAUCCAGACUGAUGGACAAAACAAAGUAUAUAACUAACUAAAGGGUGAAAGUUAUUGGAAAAGAGAUUGUUAAUUUGGAAGAUUUCUAAGCUUUGAUGGAAGUGGGGUUUUCAUGUAUUAUACUGUAUAUUACAUAUUGUCUUGAACUUAAGCCRGAAAUUUUGCAGGACAAAUAUUUCUUAUGCAAAACUGAGUAAUUUUAUGAAUGUAGGCAUUUUCAAAAGGCAGGGAACAUAGAGGUUUUUUUAGUGUGCACGUUUGGCUCAACAUCCAGCAGACGUUGCUGUUGUAUUAUAUAUCAUUAUGCAAAUGAAUGUAAUUUUAUAUGCUGCUGAUCCAUAUAUUUCUUUUUAUUUCAUAUCUCAGGCAAAAUCUGAUAACAAUCUGAUAUAUUAAUAUAUCAAUUACUAUUAGUUGUAAAUUUAUGUCCACAUGGAAUACAAUACAUGUAGUGUUCUAUAUUGURUGUAUAUAUAUUGUUUUGUCUUCUAUUGUUGUUCAAAAGUUACUUGGACGUAAAUUUACUACACUUUAAUAUUUUAAGUGCGCCAAGAAUAUGGGGCUGGGCUCUAUGAAAUUUGAUAUUAUUUAUAUUAUAAUAUUGAUGUAAUAAUAUUUCAAGCUCCUUAAUUUUAGGACACAGGUUUCUUGACUGAAAUAAAGCCUUUCUCAAGCACAAA